This is a messenger RNA of Hydra vulgaris (swiftwater hydra), 879 nucleotides long. Lineage: Eukaryota; Metazoa; Cnidaria; Hydrozoa; Anthoathecata; Hydridae. The record is from RefSeq and is a predicted model, not a curated record.
AACGGAUUAUCUUAAUAUAAAAGCAAUUUAAUGUCAAUGUAAAAUCUUGCUAAAUUAUAAACUCUUUUUAUUUUAAAUUUUAUUUUUAUUGAGAAUUCACAAUUUAACUUAAAUAAAAAUUAAAAAAAGAAAUGUCAACUAUUACCAACGAUAUCAAAAAGUUAAUAAAUUUUAAGUACAAGUCAAGAAACGACUCGAUAACAGAUCAGUUUAAUCGAGUAUUGAUGAUGAAAAUAAUGCUUAUUGGUGCAUUUUUGACUGGAAUGAGCUGGUACAAGGAUGAAAUUAAAUGUCUUGCUCCGAAAACGCCAAACGAUCACAUAAAAUUAUUUUCUUCACAAGCGUGCUGGAUUAACGGAUUUUACAUCUAUAAAGAGCUAAAAACAAAGAGCAACUUUUUUGGCUAUUAUGGUGUACCAAUUGACAUGAACCACAAUGGAACAACAUUGAGUAACGAAACAUGCGUGGCAUUAGGUGGCCUAUCGAAGCGAUGUAAGCCAAUGACUAAACUUUUCUAUCUUCAAUUUCAAUGGUUUCCAUUCUUUCUUGGAAUUCUUGCUUUGUCUUUUUAUCUUCCGUAUUUACUAUUCCGAUAUGUGAAUAGCGAUCUUUUAUCGUUAAAAAACGCAAUCAAACCUCAACAACCAAAAUUUGACGAAGUUAUUCGAAUUUAUUUUAAUCGUAAUGUAAACACACUCGCAAGACAGCAUUCAAAAAUUGCACUCAAUAUUGUCGUUAAAGUUGGUUAUAUUCUUGUUAACGUAUUUGCAUUUGUAUUUACCAAUUCAUUGUUGCAUGGAGAAUUUCAAAGUUUUGGCUUAAAAUGGUUUGCGUGGAUCAGGCUAAGUAACAGUAAAAAGUAAGAAAAUUUUAUUACUU